Messenger RNA from Actinia tenebrosa (Australian red waratah sea anemone), 1148 nucleotides. RefSeq lists its product as uncharacterized. Gene Ontology annotation, molecular function: nucleic acid binding. Gene Ontology annotation, biological process: DNA integration. Lineage: Eukaryota; Metazoa; Cnidaria; Anthozoa; Actiniaria; Actiniidae. The record is from RefSeq and is a predicted model, not a curated record.
AAUCAAGAAAGCUGCAGAUAUGGAGACAAGGACCAGAGGUUUUGUGGACGGAAGAAGAAGAAUGGCCUCCACAGCUACCAGAGAUAUCGGCAACAUUGUCAGAAACGGAUGAAGGAAAGGACUUUUGGGACUCACUGUUUYGCAAGUACUCGACCUGGAACAGGCUAAGAAGAGCAGUUGCAUGGCUCAUCAGAGCUGUCCGUAAGUUGAUUGAAGCUUGGCCGCGUAAAGCUGAGCGCGACAGCGCCAAGAGCUUGCGACCCAGUCAGGAGACCUUGUCAGUUUCGGAAGUUGAAGCAGCGGAGAGAAGAAUCGCGAGAUUCAUCCAGAAGGAGUCGUUCUUAAACACUCAAGACAGUGAAGUGGGAAUCUUGAGCAAGGAAGUUAAAGAACGAUUCAUCCACCUGAAGCCAAUUUUAGAAGACGGAGUGAUUCGGGUAGGAGGGAGAUUGGAUCGUUCACAUCUGUCCUAUGAUGCGAAGCAUCCCAUCAUCUUGCCUGGAAAACAUCCAGUAACAGAGCUGAUAAUACGUCAUUAUCACUAUCGCAAUGGUCACGUUGGAACCAAUCAAGUAUUAGCCGAGAUACGACAACGUUUUUGGAUAGUAAGUGGAGUGUCGUCGGUUGGAAGAGUCUUACGCAAGUGCCACGAAUGCAGGCGUCAGAAUGCUAAGAUGGGAGAACAGAUUACAGCUCCACUACCUGAAGUGAGAUCGUCUUCGGACGGACAAGAACUAGUCUAUCCGUUUGCCGCAGUCGGCUUAGACUACUUUGGACCGCUGUACGUCAAAAUUGGACCAAAUACAAGAUCCAAGAGAGAUCCUGCCUUGAACAAGCGAUACCGUUGCAUAUUCACGUGCCUAAGGUACAGAGCAGUCCACAUCGAGGUGGCACAAGACUUAUCUACUGAUAGUUUUAUCAACGCAGUGAUACGUUUCGUUGGUAGACGUGGACCCCCAAGAAUCAUAUACAGUGAUAACGGCACUAAUUUCAAGGGAGCAGAGUUAGACGUCAUCAAAGCAAUGAAGACGUGGAACCAAGAUCGGAUACAGAACGAGCUGAAUCAAAGAGAUGUACAGUGGAAGUUCAAUCCUCCCGCAGCGAGUCACCAAGCGAAUCGUACAAUCUACCGUGUAAUUGUCAAAUAA